AUAAGUACGUUGUUAGAUCUGAGUCAAAAUGACAAAAGAAGCAUUGUUAUUAAGUUGUAAACAAAAUGAUCUUUAUUCGACACCAUAUCUCAAUGAUGUUUUAUAUCUUCAUUUUAAAGGUUAUUCCGUCAUUGAAAAUUUAGAAGAGUACACUGGUUUGAAGUCACUAUGGUUAGAAAAUAACGGUUUAACUAAAAUUUCUGGCCUUGACCAACAAAAAAAACUUGUUUUCAGAAAAAUGAAAUCUCUUCGUGUGUUGACAUUAAUUGGAAAUCCAAUAAUUACAGAAAUAAAAAAUUACCGAAAAACACUUAUUCUCAAAUGUUUAGAAUUACUUAAUCUGGAUAAUAGAUCAAUAUCUAAAAAGGAUCGGGUGUGUACAGAGGCAUGGAACAUUGGUGGUCUAGAAGCAGAACAAAUCAUGAGAACACAAUUAAUAAAUGAAGAACGUCAGAGAAUGAACGAAUCGGUGUCUGCAUUAUUAAAAUUACGAGAUGAUCAUAUAAUUAAUCAAAUAGACACUCAAUUGGAGCCAAAUAAAAUAAAAAAUUAUACUUUUGAGUGUAAUGAAAAAAAAAGUGAAGAUAAAAUUAAGACUUUUUCUACUGAUCAAAAAAUUACUGAUUCAUAUCAUGAUGAAUAUGCAAUGAAAUCAUCCAAUAUAAAUCGAGUUCAUGAUAUAUGUAUAAUCAAAGAGGCUGAGCAUAUUAAGACAUCAACAACAACAAAUAAAAUAACAUCUAAUACAUCAGAUAAAUCUUUAUAUAAAUUAUCAUUAAAUAAAUGUAAAGCAAAUGUGAAUGUAGAACCAAAGGAUAUGUUUUGUCGAAAUAAGAUUAAUAAACAUAUUGUUGAAAUUGAUCAACACACAUGUUCUGGGGACUUUAGUCAAAGAAUAAAAAAUAUUAAUCUGAACGUACUAUAA
Messenger RNA from Daktulosphaira vitifoliae (grape phylloxera), 925 nucleotides. Its product is annotated as dynein axonemal assembly factor 1-like. The transcript is spliced from 7 exons. Lineage: Eukaryota; Metazoa; Arthropoda; Insecta; Hemiptera; Phylloxeridae. Gene Ontology annotation, molecular function: protein binding. The coding region runs from base 29 to 925 and encodes 298 amino acids. The record is from RefSeq and is a predicted model, not a curated record.